UGACCGACAUAAGCUCUUUUUUCUGCUUUGAAAUGAAAAAUUACGAAUUACGAUAUAGAGUGAAUAUCCCAAUUUUUAUGUACACAAAAAUCAUCAUUUGCGUUGCCUGAUUGCUUGUAAAAUGAAAGUAAUUCAGCUCGAAGUAUAAAUUUUGUAUAUAUAGUGCUCGCGGUGGUACAGUUUUACAAAGAAAAAAGUUUGGCUACAACAGGUUGAGAAGAGAGGUGUUUUGAUUAGAAGUCGAAAUAAACAAGUUUUACGUAUACGAGAUGAUACAAGGUUCAACUUUUGAGAAUCAAAAACUUUUGCGUGAGGAGUUGAAAAUUGGUUAUAGUUUUUAAAUUUCUUCAUAAAUAUGGCGAAGUCUGCUAUGAGGUUAGGUUCGUGGUAUAAUGGGUUUACAGUUGGUCGUACGUUGCUACACGUCGUUUGAUUAGGGUUCCUGUGAUUGCCACUGAGAGUGCUGACUGCAAAGUUUAUGAAGCGAAAUGAUAAUCCCAAUUCGAACAGAACUUUGGAAAUAAUUGUAAAUUUAUAAAAUAAAAAUUCAGUAAUAAAAAUACCAUUGAUAAUAAAAUAAUAAAGCUUCAACGAUGGCGGCAGAAAAGAAGAGCAGCAAAGUUGCAACAAAAGGAGCUAAACAAAUAGUCGAGGAAAAUGUAUCGACUCUUAAUUUUUAUAGAAAUAUGGUUUUCGCUGCCGUUGCCAUUUAUCUUACCACAAUGAUGGUGUUCUUCCAAUUUAAUGCUCUAGAAAUUACAUUAACUAUAUUUUCUGCUCUCGCAUACCUUGGGAGUUAUCAGUUCAUGAUGUACAUGGCACGAACAAAGUACAGUGAAACAGGUCAAUUGCUGGAUUCCGGAGUUGAUCUCAAUAUGGACGGUGGUAUAGCGGAGAAUUUCAAAGAUCUCAUAAUUCUUACGGCCGGUGUCCAAGUUCUGUCCUUAACAUCGAAUUAUUUUUGGCUAUUGUGGUUGCUGGCACCGAUCAGAGCCCUUUGGAUGUUAUGGUCGAAACUCCUCGCACCUUGGUUUUUCUCUGGACCUCAGGAGCAGCCGGAAAUGGAUGAGAAGAAGCAACGAAAGAUGGAGCGAAAAAUGGCCAAACGUCAUUGAAUGAAGAACAUUAAAAUAUAACAAAAUGUUGUACAUAAAUCAAAACUCCACGUAAUCCAGCUCACAAAGUCACAAAUGGAAAAAAUCUUUCUCUUUCGAUAAAGUUUCGUUAAUUAUUUAUUAAACAACAUCUCAGGAUUACUGGUAUGCUUGAACAUAUUUGUGCAAUUUUUCUAUUCUUCGAUGAACGUUAUUAAACGAAUUUCCAUAAAACAUUGAAAAAUAGAUGAGAAUUCUCAACCAA
Venturia canescens is the source of this 1359-nucleotide messenger RNA. Its product is annotated as transmembrane protein 208. The record is from RefSeq and is a predicted model, not a curated record. The transcript is spliced from 5 exons. Lineage: Eukaryota; Metazoa; Arthropoda; Insecta; Hymenoptera; Ichneumonidae. The coding region runs from base 594 to 1115 and encodes 173 amino acids. Gene Ontology annotation, biological process: vacuolar protein processing. Gene Ontology annotation, cellular component: intracellular membrane-bounded organelle.